AUGUUAUGUGGCGGUUCAGCUGUGGUGUCAAGCAGAAGCAAAGCAGAGGUGGUGUGGCGUGGCGUGGCUUGGUGCGGUUCAGUGGGAUUCCGUUGUAACUUGCGAGUGUUGGAAGCUCCUUUCGCAGCACUAUUUUCUUCCUCAAAGCCUCACAACACUAAUUUCCCUCCCAACAUUCACACGUUUUCCUCUAAACCCAUCUUUCUCACCCUUCGCAAUACCCACCCUCAUCCUUGUGCCGCAAAUGCUUCUCCUCCUCAAGACCCGGACCCGGGCUCAGAGCCCCCACCUGACCCGACCCGUGACCGCCGGAGAAUCGUCCGGGUCGCCUGGGAGAAAAUCGUGCGUUGGUCCAGGUCUUGGCGUUCGAAGGCCAACACUGACAUCCUCCAACGCACCAAUAAGGUGGUUGUACUUGGAGGGGGUUCCUUUGGGACGGCAAUGGCUGCACAUGUGGCUAACAGAAAGGCUGAGUUAGAGGUGAAUAUGCUGGUUCGGGACCCUCAAGUUUGCUUGUCUAUCAAUGAGAACCAUUUUAAUUGUAAGUACUUUCCAUAUCAUAGACUGCCAGAAAAUGUAGUUGCCACGACCGAUGCCAAAUCUGCUUUGCUUGGUGCUGAUUACUGCCUCCAUGCUGUGCCUGUUCAGUUCAGUGCAUCUUUUCUCGAGAGUGUUGCAGAGUAUGUUGAUCCUGGCUUGCCAUUCAUAUCCCUCAGUAAAGGCCUAGAACUGAAUACACUGAGGAUGAUGGCUCAGAUUAUUCCUCAAGCACUACGAAAUCCUCGCCAGCCUUUUGUUGCACUGUCAGGGCCUUCUUUUGCUCUGGAAUUGAUGGAUAAGCUACCCACAGCAAUGGUGGUGGCGUCAAAAGACAAAAAAUUGGCAAAUUCAGUUCAGCAAUUACUAGCUUCAAGUCAUUUAAGAAUCAGCACAUCAAGUGAUGUUACAGGAGUUGAAAUAGCAGGUGCACUCAAGAACGUGCUUGCAAUAGCAGCUGGGAUAGUAGAAGGUAUGAAUCUUGGUAACAACUCAAUGGCUGCUCUUGUCUCGCAGGGAUGUUCAGAGAUACGGUGGCUUGCAACAAAGAUGGGUGCAAAGCCAACUACAAUAACUGGCCUUUCAGGAACUGGAGACAUAAUGCUUACAUGUUUCGUGAAUCUUUCAAGAAACAGAACAGUUGGUGUGCGGCUUGGAUCAGGUGAGAAGCUUGAGAACAUACUCAGUUCCAUGAAUCAGGUAGCAGAAGGUGUCUCCACGGCCGGAGCUGUGAUUGCUUUGGCACAGAAAUAUAAUGUAAAGAUGCCAGUCUUGACAGCAGUUGCUCGUAUUAUUGACAAUGAACUUACUCCUAAGAAAGCUGUUUUUGAGUUAAUGAGCCUCCCUCAGGUUGAAGAAGUAUGA
Molecule: messenger RNA, 1401 nt
Organism: Sphenostylis stenocarpa
Lineage: Eukaryota; Viridiplantae; Streptophyta; Magnoliopsida; Fabales; Fabaceae
Source: the annotation of a GenBank genome assembly